AUGGCAACUGCCUCGGCAAUCGUGAUGCUGAGUAUUCUGACCGUUCUAGAACCUGGCACACCAACCGAUAUCCAGUGCCCCAUUAAAAUGUACCUUGUGUCGACAAGUAUAAUGCCCAUGGCCCCAGACUGUCGUCUGCUACAUAUAUCACUGAUGCUGGUGUUUCAUGCCACACUCAGUGUGGUAACCUCGACUCCUGAUCCAAAAGAGGAAGACUUUCCAUUGGUGGUGCGGGUACAACGUCACGGUGCACCAGAUUGUGUUGGAACGAUAAUCGCGGCGAACUGGAUCAUAACGGCUGCCAGCUGUUGUGACACAUUACCAUCGUCUGGUUUAACUUGGAGAGUAAUACUAGGAAACUGUAAAUUACCCACAUCUCUAUCGGGAACAUAUUACGUCAGUCCCGAUUGCUGA
Opisthorchis viverrini is the source of this 414-nucleotide messenger RNA. RefSeq lists its product as hypothetical. The transcript has 4 exons. The coding region runs from base 1 to 414 and encodes 137 amino acids. Gene Ontology annotation, biological process: proteolysis. Lineage: Eukaryota; Metazoa; Platyhelminthes; Trematoda; Opisthorchiida; Opisthorchiidae. Gene Ontology annotation, molecular function: serine-type endopeptidase activity. The record is from RefSeq and is a predicted model, not a curated record.